Molecule: messenger RNA, 1034 nt
Organism: Xenopus laevis (African clawed frog)
Lineage: Eukaryota; Metazoa; Chordata; Amphibia; Anura; Pipidae
Gene: myoz2.L
Product: myozenin 2 L homeolog
Cellular component (GO): actin cytoskeleton; Z disc
Molecular function (GO): FATZ binding; telethonin binding; actin binding
Source: RefSeq, marked provisional
AUCUCGCUUGCAUUGCCUUCUGAAAACAGAGCCUCAGCUAAGGGGACAGACAGCCAAAUAAAACAAUGUUGUCACAAAGUGCCCUCAACAAGGAGAGGAGAGAGCAAGCAUCGGCCAUUUUGAAGGAAAUCCAAGGAAAUGCUGGAAAUGAGUCAGAUGGCUUGGACUUUGGGAAAAAGAUCAGCGUCCCACGGGACAUUAUGCUUGAGGAGUUAUCCCACGUCAAUAACCGCGGUGCGAGACUUUUUAAGAUGCGUCAGAGGAGAUCGGACAAGUAUACAUUUGAAAAUUUUCCAUAUGCAAUGAAGCCACAGACAGCUCAAAAUCAAGUCAAUCAAAAUGGAAACACAGAAGGAAAUACAUUGGAUGCCAACCAGCAAAUCUCUCCACAGACACCUCCUAACACACCAGAUCCUCGCAGUCCUCCCAACCCUGAAAACAUUGCACCAGGAUAUACAGGCCCACUCAAAGAAAUACCCCCAGAGAAGUUCAAUGAAACUGCUGUUCCUAAGUAUUAUAUGUCUCCAUGGCUAGAAGCCAUCAGCAAUGAACCAGAACUCCUUGAGGCCCUGUACCCCAAAUUGCCUGUACCUGGGCUAAAGGAUGAGAUUCCUGACUACAAGAGCUUCAACAGAGCUGCCACUCCUUUUGGGGGAUUUGAAAAUGCAUCAAAACGAACCACUUUCAAGCUCCCUGAGUUUGAUCUAUCUCCAAUGAUUGAUCCUGCUGUCAAUAUGUCACCAAACCCUCUGAACACAAGACGAUCCUUUAACAGAAUGGCUCAGGGAUGGGCAUCUGAAUACAUCCCUAUCUUUUCUUCUGACCCCAUCCUCAGUGCUGAAAUUCCUGAAUCUGAUGAUCUGUAAAUGGCUGAGAAUUCUGCCAUACAGUCUUCACAGCCUCAAAUGAGACAGCUUGCUUGGCAUGUUGUAGCUAUCUAGAACCGAAUGUACAAUGUCUAAUGUAUCUAUGUUUGCACUUGUAUCUGUAUGUUUAGGUCUAUUAUAAAUAAACAAAUAAAAUCCUAAUUUCCA